GCCGUGUGUUUGGAGGUCAAAGAUAGCCGGUGAGCAACCGAAUUACCCUCCGGGCCGUGCAAGUCUCGGCGGGGCUCGAGAGCGGCCGGCGACGCCGCCACGUGCGCGGCCGCGGUCUCGUCUUAAUCCCGGCCGUUACGAUCUCCUCGGCGACUUCUCCCUCCCCCGCUUGCCUGGCCUGGGCUGGCCACCCCUGCCACCACCGUCGCCUCCCGAGGCCUCGGCCAUUCUGCGAGGGCUUUCAAAUGGCCCUCUGCCCCGUCCUUCUUCAGCCUAGCGCCGCCCCGUCAUGCAGAGCCAAUCCUGUGAUCCUCAACUUCGCGCCUGCAGCAUGAAGGUCAAGCUCGAGGUCCCUGCUGGUAAGCAGGCGGGCAUGGCGCCGUCGCGGUCCCUGCCGCGGUGCGCGAGCGAGCUCGGCGACCCGCCGUCGCCGUUCAGCUCCAACCCGGCGCACCACCCCGCCUCCCAGCCCACCACGCCCUCCGGGCUGUCGGCGUCCUACGCGGCCAAGCCCGGCGCCGGCUCGCCGCCGUCCACGCCCGGCAAGGCCAAGUCCAAGCCGACCACGCCGGCGGCGGCCAUGGCGGCGUACUACGCGUCGCAGUGGUCGCCCAGGAGGCUCAUGCAGCGCGCCGCCCGCGCGUUCCGCUCCAGCAGGUCGCGCCGCGUGAGGAGCAAGGACCUCGCCGCCGGCGAGGAGCGCGGUUCGUCGCCCACCAGCAAGGUCUCCGACACGGCCUGCGCCGUGAGCCUAGGUGGUGGUGGUGCUGCUGCUGCCGAGCUCGCCCGCAACGAGGGCAACGGCGACACCGCGGCCGGUGUGGAGCAGCAGCAGCAGGAGGAGGAGGAGCGCCACGACCACCCCGACGUCGUCCCCGAGAAGAUCAUACACGAAAUGAACCAUCACGCGGCGCCGGUCGUGGCGGAGGAUGACUGCGGGGCGAUGACAGCGGCGCCGGCGGAGGAUGAGUGCGACGCGAAGACGGCACCGGCGGAGGAGGGGAAGGAGAAUGAGAAGGAGACUGCCGCCGCCGCCGCCACGGAGGAGGUGGAGGUGGAGUCCCCCAAGAAAGGAGCGGCACCCGCACCGGCGGCGGAGCCCGUCGCCGCCGCGGCCGAGGAGGUGGCGGACAAGUUCGUGGCGGUGGUGAAGGAGGCGAUCAGGAAGCACGAGGAGGAGCAGGGCGACAAGAAGGGGGCGGCGAGGAAGUUCCAGGGCAGCCGGGUGAGGACGGCGAUGGAGGCGCGGGCGGAGUCGGAGCAGCCGCGGCGGUGGGAGGCGACGCCGCGCAGCAACGACGUGAUCGAGGAGGCCCGCAGCAAGCUGCUGGAGAUGCGCCAGUGCAGCAGGGUCCGGGCGCUCGUCGGCGCCUUCGAGACCGUCAUGGACAGCAACAAGCAGGACGCCGCCGCCACGCCGCGGCAGCGCUGCCGCCGGUCGGCCUGAGGCCGGCCAACCCCGGACGGCCCGCGGCGGCGGCGGCGACGCAUCGCCCCUCCACGCUCGUGUCUUUUGCCUUGAUUAAUUAUUACCUCCCCCGGCCAGCCGCCGGCCGCCGUCGUGCACGGCGCUCGUUAAUCUCUGUUACUACUAAUUAACCCCCGGUUAAUUUGUGGUCGCCCCUGCGUAUAGUGUGUCACGUCAUGGAGCUCGUCGUGUUACGGAGGAGUAUUUUGUAAGGAGGAAGAAGACCGGUGUUACAUUUUUGCCAACAUUCUUCGUAUAAUUAUAAUUUCAUCGGUUUAGUCUUCCCUGAAA
Panicum virgatum (switchgrass) is the source of this 1759-nucleotide messenger RNA. RefSeq names its product treacle protein-like. The transcript has 2 exons. The record is from RefSeq and is a predicted model, not a curated record. Gene Ontology annotation, molecular function: calmodulin binding. Bases 290 to 1447 code for a protein of 385 amino acids. NCBI's taxonomy places the organism in Eukaryota, Viridiplantae, Streptophyta, Magnoliopsida, Poales, Poaceae.